AUGGAUAGCAAUGAGAGUGAUGUCUCUCAAUUAAAUAAAUCAAAGAAUGAAGCAAAUAAUAAUAAUAAUGAAAAACAAAAUGAUAAUAAAAAUAUAGAGCAAACUCAAAAAGAAGAAAUUGCACCAAAAACAGAAACUAAUAAACAAAAUUUAAAUAAUAGCAAUGAAAACAAUAAUUCAAUUAGUCUCGAAGCUAAACACCUUGAGAGUGAAACAAAAAAUAAUAAUGAAAAACAAAAUGAUAAUAAAAAUAUAGAACAAACUCAAAAAGAAGAGGUUGUACCAAAAACAGAAACUAAUAAACUAAAUGUAAAUAAUAGCUAUGAAAACAAUAAUUCAAUUAGUCCCGAAACCAAAAACCUUAUUUCCACCAUUGUAAAUAUAUCUAGUAGUAAUCCUGUAGUACAUGCAGAUCAAAAUAGUAAACCCAAUAUUGAAAAAAAUACUCAUAAUACAACUCAAGCUGUAGUAAACGCAUCAAAUAAUACAACUCGUUUGAUUGGGGAAGUAUUAGAUAAAAAUAAAAAUAAUAAUAAUAAUAAUAAUAAUAAUAAUAAUAAUAAUAAUAAUAAUAAUAAUAAUAAUAAUAAUAAUAAUAAUAAUAAUAAUAAUAAUAAUAAUAAUAAUAAUAAUAAUAAUAAUAAUAAUAAUAAUAAUAAUAAUAAUAAUAAUAAUAAUAAUAAUAAUAAUAGCAAUAAUAACAGCAAUAAUAAUGAUAAUAAAACUAGUACAACCACAACAACCAAUAAUAAAAAAUAUUUAUUAGAGGAUCCGAAUAAUUUUCGUGCCAUAGUAAAAAUUAGUUUGGGCUAUUUACAUAACAAAGAAAAAUCAGCUUGGGCGAACAUAGAGCAAGAGAAACAAAAAGGUUUUUUUUCAUCAUUAAUUAGUUUUUUUAUUCCAGAUCAUUUCUUUGAUCCUAUAGACAAAGAUUGGAUAAAAAAUCAACAAAAGAAAUCAAAAGUUCAAUUCUUGGAUAAACAAUUACAUAAGGAAAAUCCGCAUAGAUCUAUGUGGUAUUACAUUGUUCACCAUGGGUACAAGUUUGAACAGGAUACAGGCGAUAUUCUUUUGGAGUUAUCAGAAUCAUUAAAUUCAUCGGGUAUUCCAUUGAUGCCAUAUUCCAUUAUAGCAGUAAAAGAAACUUAUACCACAUUCUUCAAUACUCUCACUGGAAAUGAAAGAACAAAUAUAGAUUUAAUUUUUUAUUUCACUCUUAGUUAUCCUUAUGUUUUAACAAGUGCAUAUAUCAAAAUAUUGCUUUCUUAUUACUUUAUUUCCGAUAAAUAUCAAAAAACAAAGUUUAUGGAUAUGUUUUCUCAUAUUCCUGAUAAUCAUCAAGCUCUUUUUGUUAAAUACGUUACUAGAUUUUUAAAAGAUAACCCUGAUAUUACAAUAUUCCAAUUUUUCUUUGAACUUUUAUCAAGUUGUAGACCUGUAAAUGGUAAAGGACCGGUUUUCAAUGAUUUAAAGAGUAUAACCAAUGAUGAAGAAGGAACAUAUUCAGACCCUUUUAAGAGUUUGUUAGUUGCUUUCCAAACUCAAAAGUUAAAGCAUUUAUAUGUAAACGAAAAGGCUAAAGCAAUCGUUACUAAAUUGUUUGCUACAUACCCUACGCUAUAUCAAGUUUUAAGAGAUUUUCAAGAGUAUUCAAAAGUUGUUGAAUCCUUAGAUUUAAGUUAUCUUUCUGAUAAAUUUUUAGGUGCUCAGCCAGAGGAUUUUAACAAUCAAAUAUACAAAAGAGGUAAAAAAGAUUUUUUGAUAAGUUUGUUUGAACUCAAUGGUAAAAAUGCAAAUGUUUGUCAAAGAUAUGCAAUGGAGAAGAUAAAUAGAGUUUUGGAUUUGUUUGCUACAUUUUCAAUAUUGCACCCAGACCAUCAAUACCUUGAAUUUGCUCCAACCUCAUUGUCUUAUUACUAUGAACCAUUAAUUUCAGAUUUGGCCAAUAUUGAGAGUUCUUUUGAAUUCGAAAGAGAAAAGUUAAAAAAAAAUUAUUCACAAUUCUAUAAAUUAUGCGAACAUAUCAUUUUUGAAAUUACAAAGAAAGCUUCACCACAUCAAAACUUUUUCAACUUUUUCUCUUUAAGAGCCACAAGUCUACCUCUUUCCCUUUCUAUUUUAGCAAAUUAUUGCCUAAAGAAUGCAUUGGAUCAGGUAUCUAAAAACAGUGAUACUACUUACGCUCAAAAUCUUAUUUAUCGUUUUAAUAAUUUAAAAACUUUGGAAUGGGACGAACAAAUGGUUGAAUUUAUUCAAACUAAAGAGAUUAUUAAAGAAAAAUUUAUAGAGAUAGCUAAUAAGUAUUCUAAGGAAAUUGUAAAGUAUAAAAAAGAUUAUGAUACUUUAAAAGUAAAUUUAGAGCUUUAUUUCAACCACCAAGGUUUGAUGGAUUCAGAUCAACUUAUUAAAGAAUUUAGAGAAUAUUCAAAUGGAAUUGAAAGAUAUAAAAAAUUAGAGAAUUACUUAAAUCAAGAAUUUGGUUUCAAUAAAUUAGUGAGUGAAGGUACUCAUUGCUCACCAAAAGAUACUGUGAAAAGUUAUCUUAAACAUAUUCGUCAAACAAAGAUUGAUAAUUUCAAAACACCAUUAAAUGAUGAAUCCAUUAAAUUUAUGUUAUAUUUCAUUGUCAAAAACUCUAAAUUCUUUUUUGUGGUCUUCAGUCACUUUGUAAAAAAUGAUACCACCAAAGAUAUAAAUGCUGUUUGUCAAGAAUCACAAAAUUUCUUUGACUCUCUUGUGAAAAUGGAUACUCAAUCUAUCAAGUUGAAUUGUGAUAUGUUUAAGAAACUCUCAAGUAAAGAUAUUGAUUUAAGAUGUGAAAUAGAUUUAUUGUGUAAUUUUAAAACACCAGUAGAUAAUAAAAAGGUUCAAACUCACAUCAAGGUUGAACAAUUUAAAAAGUUUAUAGAGGAGGCAAUCUCUAUCUUUGGUAUUGAAUCAAAUAUCAAUGCAUUGUUUAAUUUCUUUGAUCGUUUCAAAAUCAUUAAAAUCGAAGAUCUCGAUGAAGCAAAACAAUCAAUUGAAAAGGCAUUACUCAGAGUAAAACUAAGUACAGAGGUUAAAUAUGAUGAUUCAAUCAAAAUUAAAAAAGAUAUAGAAAAAUCCAUAGGUCAAUUACAAUAUCAUCAAAUACCAUUCUUUAGUGUAAUUCAAAUGGAAUUGAUUGAAUUCUACUCAACUUUUAAAGAUAAUAAGGACUUCACAGAAAGAAAUAGAUUAAUUAGUACAAAUUUAAAUGAUGCUUUCUCAAGUAAUUUAAUUGAUUAUGCUGUUUUAACUUUUAGUAUUGUUGAACCAAUAGUAAUUGAAAAUCAAUCAUAUAAAGAUUCAUUAAUGAAUGAUUCCUCACAAAACAUAACAGCAACCUCACCACCACCACCAACAGUGCCAACAUCACAAAAAUCUUAUAAAUUUGGUAAUUUUUGUUCAGUUAUGAAAGAAUUAUUCCGUCAUCAUGAUAUGGAGGAUAUUAAUCAAAAGAUUCGUUUCCUUCAAGAUAAUAUGCCUCAAUUGAGAGCAUUAUAUUCAAGUGCAGGUGGUGCAUAUAGUAUUUCAACCAUUUUACCAAGAUUAAAAGAAAUGUUAACAGAUUCAAUCUUUAGUUCAAAUGUUAUUGGUAGUUCAACAUCAGUUUGGCAUAUUAAAGUAAAUGGUAUAGAAUAUUCCUCUGAAACAUUGGAUGAUUAUAUUCGUGGUUUGAAAUUGGCAAAGGUAAAAGAAGCUCAACGUGCUACCGUUGAUGAAUUUCAAAAAUUAUAUGAUGAACUUCAUUCAAUUUAUAAGAGUCACACAAUACUUUCAACAAAAAUGUUUCACUACGAAUUUUUAGAUAAAUUUAUAGAGUUGAAAAUUACACCAAACUUAAUGGAUGAUAUUAAAAAAUAUAACAUUGAAUUAAUUGAAAAAAUUAAAGAAUGGAAAGGUUUAAUUAAUUCAUUUUCAAAAAGAAUUAGAUUAUUAAGAAAUCAAGGUAUUUCAUCAUUAUUUACAAAGGUUCAAAAUUUCUUAAUUCAAGAGGAUGAAAUAAUUAUCAACAACAACAACAACAACAAUAAUAAUAAUAGAAAUAAAGAAUUAGUUUCAAUUGUUUCAUCAUAUAUUAAAUAUUGUUAUUCAAAAGUUUAUCAAUUAAAUAAUGAUACAAUUUUUAAAACAAUUGUUAACGCUCAAGAUCAAGGUAAAUUAAAUAGAAAUUUAUCAACUAAAGAUUUCAUUAUGGAGCUAUUUAAUUUAUUUGAUGAAACUUUUCAAGAUCAAGAUGAUAUUGAAGAUAGUAGUGAUGAUAGAGGUCCACAAUUUUAUCAUGUUCAAAAUAAAAAGAAUUUAGAUUUACUUAUAACUCAAAUGAAUUUAAUGGUAUUCCCACAUCCAAGUCAAGUUUUCUAUGGUAGUAAAUUUGGAAAUGAAUUUGAUGAUUUCAUUUAUUUAGUAGAGAAUGUAGUUGAUAGAGUAUUCUUUUUAAUCGGAUUACCAACAAAGAAAGAGUCAUUAUUAUCUUGGUUUGGAGAACAUUUUUCAAAUCAAACUUUAUCAAAAUUAGCAAGAGUUUACAUUAUAUCAUUUAGUCAAAAUGAUAAUUUCACAGAGUUUUUACCACGUUGGGAAGAACCAUUAGCUUGUACAUAUCAACAAUUAAAACAAUAUUGGUUAAAAACAAAUUCAAAGUAUGGGGUAGGUGAAUUGAAUUUAUUAUCUGGUGAAUUUGGUACUGGAAAAACUCUAUAUAUUGAUUUAAAAAAGAAACAAGUGGAACAAUCUCAAUUCAUUGCAUAUCGUUUAUCAAUUAGACCUGGUACAAAUUAUUCAGAUUUCUAUGGUUUAAUAAAUUCAUUAUUAUUGAAAAAACAACAAAGUAAUAACAAUACAAUUAGAGGUGUUUUACUUCAUAUAAAUCUUUCACCUUAUUGCAAUUAUUUAGAAUUUUAUACAUUUAUUUAUCCAUUAAUUACCUAUGGUUACAUUUAUGAUAAUGGUAAAAUUAUAAAUAUAAGUGAACAUUUAAAUAUUCAUAUCUUUUUAGAGAUUGGUACACAAUUAAAAGAAACAACAAAUGAUAAACCAGAAGAUGCAUUAUCAUUACUUUACAAUAUUUCUCAGGUGAUAAAUUAUGAAUUAGCAUGGAAUUAUGGUAUUCAAGAAAUGAAAUGUAUGUCUUAUUUAGGAGGAAAUGGUGGUGCUUUUCCAACGAAUCCAACAAUCAUUACAAACAAUCAAGUUAUACCUGGUAAUGUUUAUUAUGAUCAUGUAGUUUCAAUUUAUGGUGCUCAAAUUCCAUUCUUACGUGAUAAUCGUUAUAAACAAUGCCAAAAGAAUUUCUUUGCCUAUUUAAAUGAUAGACUAUUAUUUUUGGAUAAAUAUAUCAAUUACUAUAAAUAUUUGGCUCAAAUGGGAAUGAAAUUACAAGUUACACCAGAGAUUCUCUAUAAAUACUUUGUUGUUGAAUGUGUUAAAUUGGCAGAUCCAAUUAUAUGUUCAGUGAAAACACUUUGGCGUAAUCCACCAUUAAUUAUCUCAAGAUCAAUUUCAGUGAUAACCGAUGAUGCAAAUAGACCAUUUGAACAAACUCAAAUUGAUUUCAUUGAUUUUAGAGAGAAAACAGAUCUAUAUGACAAAGUACCAUCAUUACAUACGCUAGAGACUGCAUCGGCCAAUACUUCAAUGUUUUAUGCUACCAUCUCUCAAUCAUUUGGUAUUGUUUCACGUACUUUUAUCGUAUCAGAUUUAACCAAACAAUAUGGAUAUUGUUUGACACCAGAGUUUGCACUUCGUCUUUUAAUCAUUCAUGAAAAGAUUAAAAAUCAAAGAGCUAUUAUUUUAAAAGGUGAUACAGGUACUGGUAAAAGUUUUAGUUUCUUUUUCUAUGCUGCUAUCAUCAAUGCAAAGAUUGAUGAAUUACCAGAUAUUCUAUUUGAUUUAAAACAAUUUUUAAAUGCAAAAAUGAAACAAUUCCCAAAAGAAUUCACUGAAGAGCUAUUUGAUCCUGAAAUAGCUGAAAUGGUUCAAGUUGCUUCAAAAAUUUCAGAUAUCAAUGCAGAGGUUUCAAAUUUAUUAUUUCAAGAUAUAAGACAAUUCAUUCUAAAGGUCCUAGUUAAUCCAUUAAUUCAAAUUGGUGAAGGUUCAUUAUUAGAUUCUUUAAAAAAGAAUACAAGAACUAUUGAUUCAAAAGAAACUAUGGAACAAGCAAUCAAAGAUAUUGGCUCCAUUAAAUUUAAACGUCUUUUCCAAAGAUUAAUUAUGCAUGAAAAGUAUACAAGUGAUUUAUUCUUAAAAAAGAUGAAAGAAUUGGAAAAUACAGCAAAAGAUUUAUUAAACAUUAAUUCAUCAUUGAUUUUCGUAAUUUUCAUUGAUGAAUUUAAUACUGCUCCUAUCGAUACUUGUGCAAUCAUUACAGAGUUAUUCAUUGAUGGUACAUUGGAUGGUAAACAAUUGGCAUCAUCAAAUAUUCGUAUCAUUGGCGCAAUGAAUCCAAAGAUGAAAUCAUCAACCAAUGAUUCAAUCGAUUUCACUGGUCAAAUUUCAGCAUCAGGUAAUCAAGAUUUCAUUGUAAAAGAAACACCACAAUCAAUGGAACAAUUAUAUUUUGAUUUUGGUGAAUUUGAUGAUAGUGAACGUUCAUUCUUGUCAACAUUAUUUAAAAAGAAAACUAAAAUGCAACCACAUCAUUCCAAUCAACUUCAAGAGUGUAUCAUAUUGGGUCAAGAUUAUUUACGUCAAACUAAACAAAAUCGUACUCAUGUUAGUAUUAGAGAUAUCAUGAGAGCAAUCGAUCUCUAUAAUUUCUUUAUGGAAGAUCAAUGUGGUAAAUCAUUAGUAAAUUGUGGAGAAAUUAGAGAAUUAAAUUUUGAAGAUAGACAUUGGAUAUCAUUAAUCAUUUCAAUGUAUUUAACUUAUAUCAUUAGAAUGAUUCCUGGUAAAAAUAGACAAGGUAUAUUAGAAAUAUUUUCAAAUUAUUAUAAUGAUCAACGUGGCAAUAAUUUAGAUAAUGCUGGUGGUAGAAAUCCAUUCACUUAUAUAUUCCAUAAAAAGUAUUCAUCAUUGUGUCGUGAUUUCAUUCAAUUACCAGAUGGUAUUGCUAAAACUGAAUCAUUGAUGUUAAAUGUUUUCUGUACUAUCGUAUCGAUCAAUUGUAAUGUACCCUUAUUGGUUGUUGGUCCACCAGGUUGUUCAAAAACAAUUUCAUUUACAAUCGUUUUGGAUAAUAUUAAUUCACCAACACAAAAACAAAAACCAAAUUCACCAUUGGCUCAUAUUCCAAUGACAGAACCAUUCAGAUAUCAAUGUACUGAACAUAGUUCAGAUAUUGAAAUUCAAGUUAAAUUUGAACAAGCAAUUAAUCGUGAAAAAAUUAUGAAAGCAGAGAAAUAUAAAUCCGUGGUUUUCCUUGAUGAAGCUGGUUUAGUCGAUGAAAAUAAUUCACCAAUGAAAGUAUUACAUGACUAUUUAGAUAAGGUUGGAAAUAAAACUGGUGAAGCCAAAGAUAAUGUUGGUAUUGUAAUUCUAUCAAAUAAGAUUUUAGAUGCUGCCAAAACCAAUCGUAUGAUGAUUUUAAUUCAUCCAGAUAAAAUGACAGAGGAUGAUGAAAAAGCAUUGGUUGUAGGUUGUCUCUAUAAUAAUAGAAAUGAUCUCGAUGCUCAAGAACAGAAAAUUCGUGAUGCCCUAUGUAGAGCUUACAAAAGAGUUAAUGAAUUUUCAAUCAAUACUAAAGAGAAUCUAUUCCAUCAAAGAGAUUAUUGUUUCUUUUUAAGACAUCUUAAAAGAGAACUUGACCUUGAAAGACCUUUCCCAUUGGCAUUAUUGGAUUCAUUGGAAAGAAAUUUCAAAGGUAUUAAUAAUCAAGAUUUUAUUCAGUUGGCUCAAUUAUUCUUUAGAGAGCAAAACGUUGAUCCACCAGCAUCACUUUACACAAUAGAUAAUACAAUCGCAAACAUAAAGAGUUCAUUAGCUGAAGUUAUCAAACCAAAUCAAGAUCCAAGUUCAUUAACUUUCCGUUAUAUGAUGAUCGUUGAUCCUUCAGAGAAUGAAUCAUCCAUUUCAAUUCUAAAAGAGAUUGGUAUUGAAAAUUUAACAAUUGUUAGAGUUGGUGGUUUUGAAAAUGAUAGUUCAGAGGAAUCAUUGGUAGAAUGUGUUUCAACUAUUAAAUCAAUUAUGGAAACUGGUGGUACCGUUGUAUUGGUCAAUAGUGAAAAGAUUGAUUCAUGUUUCUAUGAAGUUUUCAAUAGAUACUUUAUUUUAACACCUUCUUCAGAACAUCGUGAUCGUUUACAAAUGGUUGCAAAUAUUAGUUUUGGUACUCAUUCAGUAUUUUGUACAGUUCAUCCAGACUUUAAAGUUAUCAUUCAUAUGCCAAUGUCAAGAUUAAAGAAUACUCAAUUACCUUGGUUAAAUAGAUUCGAAAAGUAUACAGUAUCAAUUGAUUUAUUAACUCAAGAAUUCAUUAGUAAGCAUCAAUCAAGUACCGAUCUAUUUAAUAACCUUGUGAAGUACUCCAAUCAUUUCGUUGAUACACUUCAUAAUAAAGCAAGUAAAAAAUCAUUAUUAGCUGGAUUUUCUUCAACUGAAACUUGUUCAAGUUUAAUUUAUCAAUUCUUUAAAAAUUAUGAUAUGGUUUCAACAACUACCAAUUCUAAAAAGAGAGAAUUUUAUAAAUUAUUAUCAAGUUCACCAACAUCGACAGCAACUUCAAUUAAAAAUGAACCACAAACAUUAUUCAAUUUUAAAUUAUUACAAAUUGCAAAACCAGAAUCAAUCAUUCGUAUUAAAGAUUCAAUUUAUCCAAUUAAUUAUUUAAAGGAAUAUUUUAUCAAUCAAGAACAUUUUAGUAUAGUUAGAUUUUUAAAGAAUUUAUUUACAACUAAAUAUUCAAUGAAUGAAUAUAUCUCAAAUAAAUGGGUAAUUUUCACUAGAACUUCUUUGUCAUUAACUUCCUUUAAAGAUGGUGAAGUUUUACUUGAAAUUUUAGGUGAUAAUUUAGUUAGAUCAAUUAUAAAUAAGAAAUUGGUUUCAAAAGAUGAUGAUGGUGAUAAUGAAAAUCUCGAUCAAAUAAUGUUAGAUAGUGUAAAUAAUAAUAAUAAUAAUAAUAAUAAUAAUAACAAUAAUAAUAAUGGUGGAAGUGAAAGUGAUUUUGACGAUUUUGAAUAUUUAAGUGAAUCAUUAGAAAUAUUCAAUAUUGAUAGAUCACCUUCAAAGAUUAAUCGUGGUAGUAAUAAAAAACCAAUUGAUGGAAAAUUCAUUAAAAUCAUUCAUUUAAAUUCAAUUCAAUCAAGUUUAGAAUGUUCAAAGAUUAUUGAAUCAUUUAAAAAUUCAAAACAAGAAAGAAUAUUAAUUGUAAUUGCAGAUAUGAUCAAUUGUAAUCAAAAUCAAGUGAAUUAUAUAUUUGAAUUAUUAUUGGAUAUGAAUGAAUCCAAAUCAUUGAUCACAAUUUAUCAUUACCCACCAGAAUACUCAUUAUCUCAACAAUCAUUAAAAUUAAAUUCAAUCUUUUUAAAUGAAAUCGAAUUCACUUAUAUCGAUUCGUUAGGUAUUAAAUUUGAAAAGGAUCAAGUUGAUAAACAUUAUGAAACUAUCAUUGAAGAAGAUAUUAGAGAUUGGAUUGCUGCAAGUUGUGGUGUUGAUACAACAACUAAUACCAAUGGUUUUUCAAAUGAUUAUUUCAAUAUAUUUAAUAAUACAAGUUAUCAUUAUGAUUUUAGAGAGAAUCAAAAACCAAUUAAUAAUAUUCUAAGAGAUAUGGUUAAGAAUCAAUUGAAAACCAUUUCAAAAGAUAUAAUUUGUAAACAGUUACCAAUGAUACCAAUUAGAACACCAAAUAAUAAUAACAACAAUAAUAACAAUAACAAUAAUAAUAAUAAUAAUAAUAGAGUUCAAAUUCAUCAAUUCUAUAAAGAUGCUUCAAUUAGACAAGAGGUUUUAAAUGAAAUUUUCACUACAAAUCCAGAAUGGUAUCAAAUUGUCAUUCAAAAUUUCACUGAUCAUUGGUUAGAUCAAAAGAUUUUCCAAAGAAUUUUAGUAAAUAUUUGUCAACGUAUUCUAUCAGGUAAAGAACAAAGUGCAUUCAUUGAUGCUAUUAAAUCUUCAAUUACAAACUAUCUUUAUCCUGUAACUUCAAAUAUUAUUAAAACAAUUUGUAAUUAUAAUUCAAUUCCAACAAUUUUACAAAUUAUAAAAAAUUAUAGAGAUGAUUUUGAAAAAGUUUCAAAUAAUAAUAACAAUAAUAAUAGAAAUAAAAAGAAAAGAAAUCUUAGAGAAUCAACAACUGAUGGAAUGAUUUUAAAUUCAAGUUUAGAAAAUUAUAAUUUAAUUAAACUUUUCAUUAAAACUUCAAAAUUACAAUAUAAUUUAUCAGAGAAUAUUGGUAUUGAAAGAAGAUUAGAACCAAUUCAUUUAUCUUUACCAAAGAUUACAACUAUUCCAUCAUCUCUACCAUUAUAUGAUUAUUUUGAAAGUCAAUUUAGUUUAAUUUUCGAUAAUAUCAUAUUGGAAUCUAAAAGUAAACAACCCAAGGUCGUAUACGGGGAAAUUUAUUCCUAUAUUAUCAAUCAUCCAAUUGAAGAGUUAAUUCAUUUCAUUGCAGGUAGUGACAAUCUUUUCGAACAAUAUAAACAUGAUUUCGUUGUUAGAACUAUGGGUAUAAGUUUAGAGACAAAAGAUUUAUUCAUUUCAAUCUUGGAUUCAUUAUUACCCUAUACAAUCGUCAAUCAAGAAGAUGAUAUUGAUCAGUCAACAAAUAAAACUAAAAAAAUUAAUGAAAAAGUAUUUACCAAUUCAAUGAAAAUAAUUCAAUAUUGGAUCAUUAAAGAAUUUAAAGUUGAAACAAUCGAUUUCCUAAAGAAUAUCAUCUCACCAUUACUUCAAUUAACAUAUAAAGAAUAUGCAUUACAAAGAUGUAAAGAAAUGAUAUUAAUUACUUUUAAAAACAAUCAAGAUGAUGAUGAUGAUAAUGAUGACGAUGAUGAAUUUUUUGAUGAUUAUUAUAAUGAUGGUUUUAAAAAUAAUAAUAAUAAUAGUAACAAUAACAAUAACAAUCAAAACAAUAAUGAAAAGAAAAAUAUUAAUUAUUAUGAUAUUAAAUUAAUUAAAACUAAAUUUUUAUAUUUAACAAUUGAAUUACUUUCACAAGAAAUUGAUCAAAUUUCAUUUAAUAUUAAACAAGGUGAUGAUCAAAAUAAGGAAAUCAUUGUAUGGGUUAAAAUAGUUAGAGAUCUUUUCAAUAGAAUUAAUGUUGAUGAAAUCUUUAUUACAACAGAUCCAAAUGAAAUUGAAGUUUUAGAAUUAUUAGCAUACAUUCAUUCAAUCUAUCAAUUAUUCGUAGAGAUUUUAUUCAACAAUUCCGAAUUACCAGAUGAAAAUAAGAAAAUUUUAAUUGGUGCAUUACCAAAUUUCCGUUGUUUAGAUUUAUUGAAAGUAAUGGAUAUCUAUUUCAAUCUUAUUGAUAAUGAAAUGAAAAUUGAACCAAAACCAUCAAAAAGUUUAAUUUUAGAAAUCAUCAAACCAUUAAUUCUAUUAAAUAAUGAUAAUCUUUAUUCUUUCUUAAAGAUUGUAAAUAAUGAUUAUACCAUACCAAAUUCAUUGAUAAAUUCAAUACCAAUUGGUUGGAGUUGUAUUAUAAUUAAAGAUAUUAUAACCAAUAAUAAUGGUAUCAUUAGAGAAGAAAAGAAAUUACAAUUAUUUGAUAUGAUUAAUCAAGGUAGCUUAAUUAAUAAAUCUUUAUUAAAAACUAUUCAUAGUGGUCCAUUAACUUAUAUUAACAAUGAAACAAUUGAACAAUUAUCAGUAUUGAUUCCACAAAAUCAUAAACUCAAAUUAGGAUUGGAUUUAUUGAGAAAACAAUUGUUACCAAAUCAACCAUUAAUUGAUAUUCUUUAUCAUAUUUCUUUUGAACAAUUUCAAUCUAAAGCAAAAUUAAAUCAAAUCAUAUCUUUAAUAUCAGAAUUCUUUAUAAAGUAUGGUAAAUUCUCAACAUUUGAAAUUGAUGAAGAUGAUAAUGAUAUCAAUGUAAACAUUUUCGAAAGAGUAUCAUUGAUAUCCUUGUCUUGUAUAUUCUUGGAACAUUUUGCAGAUUUAUUAAAUCAUAAUGAUUUAGAGACAACCUAUGGUUUAAUCAAUAAUAAAGAUAUUCAAAAUGUAUUAAGAAUGAUUCUAUCAAAUAAUAAGAAUGAUUCAACCAUUUUACAAUCAACCAUUUAUCAAGUUUAUUUGUUCACAAGAAUCAUUCAAGAAAAGAAGAUCCUAGAUUUAUUCCAAUCACCAGUGAUAUUGAAUUCAAUUGGUUUAUCACAAUAUCAAAUCAAUUUAUUAGUUACAAAAGAUCAAACUUUUCAUUUACCAUUUGUUUAUGAUGAUCAUUAUAAAUUAGAGAAUGAUACCUAUAUUCAUAUAAAACAAUUCAUUGAAUUAGCAGAUUUAAAUUCUUUGAAACAAUUGUUUGAAAUUAAUUCAAAAAUUCCAAAACAAAAAGGUUUAAUUAGAAUCAUUUUAUUCAUUUUAUCUUAUCAAUAUAUUUCAAAUGGUAAUGGUUUAAAAACUCAAGAGAAUCAAAAAUUCAUAAACUUUAUCAUUGCUAUCAUUGAUGAUGCUGUAAUUCAACAACAACUCGGUUUACUCAAUUAUUUAGAACAUUAUAAAAAGAUAUUAACAAGAAAAUUCGAUAGAAAUUUCAUAAUCGAUCAAAUUCUCUCCUCAAUUGAUCAAAGUCAAUUAAAGGUUGCAAAUGUUAUUAUAAAUUUCAUUGCAAUUUCAAUUGGUUCUGAAAAUACUCAUCUUAGUAAAUUUUCAAAAGCUAUUGUUGGUGCUGUUGAUCCUUUUAUGUUUAAUUUAGGUAAAUAUUUCCCAGGUUCAAGAGGUGGUCAAUUGGUUGAUUGCAAUGCAAAAUAUGAAACUUAUUAUGGUAAUAGUUUGGAUUUCUUUUCAAUUGUAGCUUCAACUUGGUCUGUAAUUUCAUUCACUGCCUCAAUGAGAAAAUAUACAUUCCAAGAUUAUAGAGCAAGUCAUUUCAUUAAUUUUCAAGAUUCUGCAAAUCCAUCCGAUUAUGUAUUAAAUAGAGCAUUGGUUUCAAUAACAGAGAUUGAAUUAAAUCCUGAUCUUAAAGGUUUAUUAUUAGAUCCAUGGAUGUAUAUUUCAAAUUAUACAAUGGCAAUUUGGUCAGAGUCAUUCCAUAAUCAAGGUGUAUUUUUAGAUAAUUUCCCAAAUGCACAACUAUCACAUGCAUAUGAAGUUAGAUUAAAUCAAAUUUUUGCUGCCGUUAAAAAUGAUGCCAACGCCUCUAAAAAUCGUUUCCUUGCAAAAACUGUUGCAUCAAGUCCACAAUUUGAUUCAUUGUUAAAGCUUAGAACUCUAUAUACUUUAAAUUAUAGCUCAUUAAUAAUUCCUCAUUUCACCAUUCAAACAUUGGUUACUGCAACUGAACAACAACAAUUCCUUAUUAUUAAAACCUUUAUCAAUGAAAUUAACAAACUUUGUAUCUCAAGUCACUUUAAAGUAUUGAUUCAAUUCCUUGAUACUUUUAAUCGUUUCACUGCAAAUUUAUUACCACCAGAUUUCAUUGACCAAUCAGUUACAAAAUGUAUUAAAUAUUUAAUUACCAAUAAAUAUGAAACCAUUCAAUCAGUUGCUCCAUUAAAGAAAGCUUUUGAAGAUUUGCUUAAUAUUUGGCCAGUUAUCAUUAAAAAUAUAGAGAUUGAAAUUUGUCCAAAUGCAUUACGUUCAGAAGCGAUCAUACCAUCAAUUGAAAAAAAAUCACGACUCAGUCAAAUGUUUUAUCAUGAUACUCAACCUGGUUGUAUCGUUCGUGUAAUCGAUCAAUGGUUAGCAAAUACUCAAAGUAAACUUUUACAACUCUCAAUGGAUAAAGGCAAUUUACCCGAAGAUAUCCUUGAAAUCAUUGAGAGUUUCACUAGAACUAAUAAUGAAAUCGAUAUUGGUGAUAUUCCAUCAACAAUUGGUAGUGAUAAUCUAUUAAUUGGUGCAAACUUUAAACCUGAAGAUUUCUAUCAUUAUUAUUCAUCUUGGAUCUCUAAAUACUUUGUACUUGAUAAAUCUAAAUUUGUAGGUUCUAUCGAUUGGUCAUUAAUUCAAAAUUCAAUCAUCUUACAAUAUCUCUAUGGUAAAGUAAUUAGAAAUCAAUUAAUUAGAUUUAAAACAGAUUUAAAAUUCAAAAAACAACCAACCAUUAAAAAAUCACAAGAACAAAAAGUUGAUAAUGAUAAUGAUGAUGACGAUGACGAUGAAGAUUAUGGUUUAACUGAAGUAGUUACUAAAGUUAAUGAAAAAUUAUUAGAUAAAAUUAAAAAACCAACUGUUGAACCAGAAUUUAUUAAAGAACUAAAUGAAUUAAUUGAAAAGAUUGAAACAUUUACAGGUUUUAAUAAUGAAAUAGAAGAAACUAUAAAGAUUAAAUUACGUUCAAGAUGUAAAUCAAAAUUAAAUAAUGAUCAAUUAGAAUCAUUUGGUAGAUAUUUAAUUCAAAUUUUACUUUUAAUUUCAAAACAAGAAAAUUUAGAUUUUAUUAAAACUUUAAAUUUAAAUCAAUUACAAUUUUCAAAUUUUAAAAAUAAUAAUAAUAAUAAUAAUAAUAAUAAUAAUAAUAAUAAUAAUAAUAAUAAUAAUAAUAAUAAUAAUAAUAAUAAUAAUAAUAAUAAUAAUAAUGAUAAUAAUAAUAAUAUUGAAUUAAUGAGUGAUGAUGUUUUUGAAUCAUUUAAAUUAGAUUUUGCUAUUAAAGAUUUAUUACCAGUUAUUAAUGUAAAUCAAGUAUUAUCACUAUGUGAUAUAUUUAUAAAUAGUUACCUUGGAUUUAGAUAUUAUUAUAGUUCAAUUAUUCCUGACCCAGUUCAACCAAACAAUGACUAUUUAAUUCAAUUUAAAUCAAUUUCAGAGAGUAUCUUAAAGGAUUGUGAAUUUGAUAUUCGAGAACGUUCAAUUCUUUGGAAAGAUUAUUUAGGUAAAAUCAUUCAAAAAGCAUCUUCUGAAGAUUCAAAGAGAAUUGCAAGAUCCAUUCAACCAGAUUUACCACUUUUACAUUUAAUUAAUAAAUUCCAAUUACGUGAUAUCAAAGAACCUUCAACCAAUUUAUCAAUCUUUACUUUUGUUUUACCAAGUAUGACUUCAAGUUAUUAUGCAACAUUUAUGGGUACACUUCAAGAAACUCUAACAGUUUUACACAUUCAAUUGGAUGAAAUUGGUGAAGUUACAAAUGAUAAAAAUAGUAGAUUUGGUAGUGGUGGUGGUGGUGGUUUAAUCAUUUUCAAAGAAUUAACAAUUGAUGAUUUAAAUGGCACUACUAAAAAGAAAUUUUUCAAUCCAAGAGCUUCAACCCCUUCACAAUCUCAAGAUAAUAGAUCCAUUAAUCCAAUGUUUAAAAAAGCUGAUCAAAAUUUGAAACUUAAAGAAUUAGUAUCAUACAAUAAUGAAUAUCUAACUAAAAAUGUUAAAGUUAUUAGUAAUGAUGGAAAUGAUAAAGAAGAGGAUGAAUCAUUAAUUAAAACUAUGUUAAUAUUAAAGGAUCAUACUAUCAAAACAUCAUCAUCAUCAUCGUCAAUACCAAUCUUUGCUACGAGUUUAUUAGAAUGGAUAAGAUUCAAUUUAAUUGAUUUAUUAAAUAUUGAAGAUGUUAAAUUCUCUUUCUCUUUAUAUACAGAGUUACAACAUUUCAAAUCGAUUUCAAGUAAAAAAUUAAAAGAACCAUUCAUAGUCGAUACUUUAUUUAAGGAAUUCAUUGAAGCAAAUGAUGAAUUAAUGGAAUUAUUAAAUUCAACUCCAUCUUCAUCCUUCUUAUCACCUUCAAAGAUUUUAGCUUUACUUUUACAAUCAAUUAAAAAAAUAUCAUCAUCCAUAUUCACUCCUCUCACUGGUAGUUGUCAACAUAUAUGUAAUGUUUGUAAGAAAUUAAUAAAACCAAAUCUUCAACAAUUUAUUUUGGACUUUACUGUAAACAUUGAUUCAAAUAAUAUCGAAGAGAAUAUUGCCAACACACUCUACUCUCAAAAUAAUUCAAUUGAGCAAUGUAAAAAUUGUAAUAAACAAGUUCAACGUAAAACAGUUUUAAUUAGCUCACCAUCUCAUCUUUUAGUUUCUGUAAAUAGAAUUAAAAAUGGUGAACCAACUUUCAAACCUAUCGAUUUCCCAAAAUUCAUUAAAAUUGGUAAUUCAUUUGAAAUUCAAAAUGAUGAUGGUAGUGGUGGUGAUGAUUUAACCUAUGUAUUAGAAUCUGUGCUAAUGUCAAAUGGAAAUCAUAGUUCAAUUCAUAUUAAUUCCUCAGAUGACAAUGAAAAUGCAAGCAUUAGAUGUUCAACCAAUGAUCCAGUAUCAUUCAUUAACAGAAGUGAAAAUUUAGAGGUUGAAAAAAGAACUUCAAUUUUAUUCAUUUACAAACAAUCAACUCUAAAACAAGAAAAAGAAGAUGAAGUUUUAGUUGAAAAUCAAAUGAAUAUUGACAAUAAUGAUUUCUCAAAUGAAGAUGCUAUUACUACCUCAACUACUACAACUACUACCACCACUACUACUUCUACUUCAGAAGAUGAACAACAAAAACAACAACAACAACAGCAACAACAACAACAACAACAACAACAACAACAACAAAAUGAAAUUGAUGAAACAAUGGAUGAGUCUCAAGAAACUGAACCUGAAAAUAUUAAAAUUAAAAUUGAUCCAACAAACUCUGCCAAAUUGACAAGAGUUGAGAUUGUUGAUAAUCCUGAAUUAAAUGACAGUUUUUUAUCUUGGUUUAUUAAUAUCCCACUUUCUCCUACUCAAAGAACUGCAAUUGCCAAAGUAUUUGAAGAAAAUUCAAUCUCAAAUUUCGAAACUGCUUUUUCAAUCACUGAAUAUGAAUGGAAAGAUUUAAUUAAAAAAGUAGGAGACAGGGCUCUUUUCUUGAGAUAUUUAGGUUAUUUUGAUUAA
Molecule: messenger RNA, 16893 nt
Organism: Dictyostelium discoideum AX4
Lineage: Eukaryota; Evosea; Eumycetozoa; Dictyosteliales; Dictyosteliaceae
Product: AAA+ ATPase, core domain-containing protein
Exons: 4
Coding region: 1-16893 (5630 amino acids)
Molecular function (GO): ubiquitin-protein transferase activity; ATP hydrolysis activity
Source: RefSeq, a predicted model, not a curated record